Molecule: messenger RNA, 284 nt
Organism: Staurois parvus
Lineage: Eukaryota; Metazoa; Chordata; Amphibia; Anura; Ranidae
Source: the annotation of a GenBank genome assembly
ACUCCUCCUCCCUGUAAGCUUGGGCACACUGCUUUGGAUGGCUGUCACAACACAGCCAUGCAAAGUAGUGUGCUUACAGUGAAGCACAAACACAGCCCAGUAUGCAAAACAGCACACAGCUAACCCUUUGAUCGCUGCACAUGUUAACCCCUUCCUGCCCAGUGCCAUUAGUACAGUGUCAGUGCUUUUUACUAACACUGAUCAUUUAUUUGGUGUCACUGGGGAUGUCAGUGACACCAAGUCAGUUCCCCCCAGUGUCAGAAUGCCCGCCGGAGUCCCGCUAU